AAUUUUCUGCCGAGCAACCCAAAAAAGCAUUCUCUGCGCGCAAGAUAAUCACAUCGAUCAACUCGUACGAAAUCUCAUGAUUACACACUGCUUUAUUUUCUCUUUCUCUCUCCCCAUGUUCAGCCCGUCUUUGCUUUAUAUAUAUUCACAGCCCACCCCUCAUUUUUCUUCACUUUGAAUCUUCAACCAAUUUUUCUCUCUAUCAAUAUUAGUUUGUUAUCUUCUUCAAAUUCUAAGUGAGAAGAGUGUGUGAUUAGUAUUGUUGCAUGGAUGGAUGCUUCAAGUGGACAACACCAGGAAAUGCCUUCUAAUUCACUGGAGAACAUGUUGGCUUGUUCAAAAGCACAACAAGACAGGAAGCCAAGGCCUCAACCGGAACAAGCUCUGAAAUGUCCAAGGUGUGAUUCCACCAACACCAAGUUCUGCUACUACAACAACUACAGUCUCACUCAGCCCAGAUACUUCUGCAAAUCUUGCAGAAGGUACUGGACCAAAGGCGGCACUCUGAGGAAUGUUCCAGUGGGUGGAGGCUGCAGAAAGAACAAAAGAUCAUCAUCAUCUUCAUCUUCAAAGAGAUCACAAGAUCAAUCUCUUACAUCUCCUCACAUCAACCAUCUCACUAAUCUCCCCGCUUUGAGCUAUGACUCAAGCGACCUCACUCUUGCAUUUGCCAGGCUCCAAAAACAAGCCAGUGGGCAAUUAGGGUUUGAUGAACAUGAUUAUUCUAUAUUGGGAAACCCCAACAACCCCCAUUGUGGUGAUAGUAUUCUCGGAAACCCUAAUUUGAAUAACACUUGUGGUUCAACCCCAGUCUUCCUUGAUGCUUUCAGAAGUGGAUUUGUCGAUACCCAGAACAAUUAUCAGAAUUUGUAUUAUGGGUUUGGAAAUGGGCACAGUAUGGGAGAUAUAGAUAACAAUAAUGUGGGUGGUGUUUGCGUCAAUGCAGAAAUGUUGCAGCCAUAUGGAGAAAUGGCAAGUACAAAUGCAACAACAACAGCCGUGACAGUCACAACAAUGAAGCAAGAGUUUUGCAACAAUAGCGAAAGUGAGAAUUCUAGGUUUUUGUGUGGAUUUCCAUGGCAGCUUAAUGGAGAUCAUCAUUAUGGGAACAUGGGUGGUGAAAUUGAUUCAGCAAAAGAUAGCUGGAAUGGACUCAAUUCAACUUGGCAUGGACUGGUUAACAGCCCUUUAAUGUAAAAAACAAAAAACAAGGCAUAUAAAUUCUUGUUUUAUCAGACUAAAGAAUCUCAGAUUCAAUCAAUCCCUUGAGUUUUUAUUUUUAGUAUAAACUACAGGCUACAUAGGAGAUAUGAGCUAACAAGUGAUAUAACAUCUUAUGUAAUAUCCUUGAGAAAAGAGUGAAUGAGUGAGGGUGAUGUUUCAUUGUUUUUGCAUUCAAACUCUCUGAAUUUCUCAAACUGUUGCGGUUUGUUUGCAGUGAAA
Messenger RNA from Mangifera indica (mango), 1443 nucleotides. RefSeq names its product dof zinc finger protein DOF2.1-like. The coding region runs from base 271 to 1197 and encodes 308 amino acids. The record is from RefSeq and is a predicted model, not a curated record. Gene Ontology annotation, biological process: regulation of DNA-templated transcription. Gene Ontology annotation, molecular function: DNA-binding transcription factor activity; DNA binding. Lineage: Eukaryota; Viridiplantae; Streptophyta; Magnoliopsida; Sapindales; Anacardiaceae. The transcript has 2 exons.